Messenger RNA from Epinephelus lanceolatus (giant grouper), 6149 nucleotides. RefSeq names its product muscleblind-like splicing regulator 1 (gene mbnl1). The record is from RefSeq and is a predicted model, not a curated record. Gene Ontology annotation, cellular component: nucleoplasm; cytoplasm. Gene Ontology annotation, molecular function: RNA binding; metal ion binding. NCBI's taxonomy places the organism in Eukaryota, Metazoa, Chordata, Actinopteri, Perciformes, Serranidae. Gene Ontology annotation, biological process: regulation of RNA splicing.
UGCCACCCAGCGAGCACCACUUUCCUUGGGCAGCAGACAGACGAUCCAGAGGCUGGGGAGUCAGUAGAGACACAGCCCAGCCCGUCUCAGCUCAGCACAGCCCAGCUCAGCCACUUCAAGAGGCAGGGGAGGGGAGACACUAGCGCACACAGCCAACGCUGCAACGUACACACACACACACACAAUCACACAGACAAACACUCCUCCUCUCUCCCUCUCUCUCCCUCUCUCCCUCUCUCUCUCUCUCUCUCUCUCUCUCUCACUCUGGUGCUCGGCUCCGCACAGCUCCUCCACUCAUUUGCUGCUGAUUCACUCGCUCACUCGCUUGCCUGUCUUCUGCCAGUCGCUCUGCCUUGCUGCGCUCUGCCUGCCUGCCUGAGAAUGGUCCAGCCGGUGCCUGGGGGUCUGCUGUCGCGGCCUGUCUGAACACACGCAUAAACACAGAGUCAAUCGACACGCGGAAGCAAACACACACACACACAAACUGGAGAGCAAUGUGAGAGAGGAAGUGCCUUCCCUGAUGUCUGCUGCAGCUUCGACCUGCUUCUACAGCUGAAGCUCCACCCUCCCUGCCCCCCGCCUCGCUCGCUUGCUGCCACAGUAACACAAGUACAAGGACAGCAGCCGUACCCACCUCGCAGCCUACGCUCCGACCUGCUCGUCCAUCCACCGCCAUUACCAUCCAGUCCACGCAGUCGGGCUCCAGCCUCAGCUCUCCUCACCAGACGGCCCCGCUGCCAACUGCCCUCCACCACUUACCACAGCAGCGCAACACACCACCAGGCCCACGCAGCAUCUCACCCACCUUGCCUUUAACCUUCGCCUUCAACCCUCUAAGCCUCCACUCGGUCCUCAGUGUCCUUAACCUUCCUGUAGCAGGCUACACCCAGACUAUCACCUUUGUUGCCUGCGUCACUGCACCUAACCAGAGGGCUCUUGAUUUGGCCUGUUCAUCUGUUUGUGAAUGUUGUAUGUUCGGCAAGCAAAGUCGGGCCAAGAGCAGCAACUUCAUUUGUAGGUUAUCGUCUCCUGGAUAUAAACACUUUCUCUUUGGUUGAUUGAUCAGGAAAUUCAUCCAAUAACAUUCGUCCUGCAACAUUUCACUUCGGAAAAGGAGCCCUCCCAAUCAAUAGGAACUUUAUUUUGAAUGUUUCAUUUCAAGGUCACAUACACGUAUAAGAGAAUUUAACAACGAAUAAAUAAACAAAGACCUUUAAGUUGUGGAUUAACACACAAGAGGUACUUUAUUCACGCUUGAACAGAUUUCAGCUCGGAAUAACUUUUGCCAGCGUGUCGCCAUGGCUAUGGCAAACAUGGCACACAUCCGUGACACAAAGUGGCUUACGCUCGAGGUAUGCAGGGAGUUCCAGAGGGGCACGUGCUCACGCUCGGACCAGGAGUGCAAAUUCGCUCAUCCGGCCAAGAGCUGUCAGGUGGACAACGGACGGGUCAUCGCCUGCUUUGACUCACUCAAGGGCCGUUGUUCCAGGGAGAACUGCAAGUACCUGCACCCUCCUCCCCACCUAAAGACCCAGCUGGAAAUCAAUGGCAGGAACAACUUGAUCCAGCAGAAGAACAUGGCCAUGCUCGCUCAACAGAUGCAGCUCGCCAACGCCAUGAUGCCUGGCACGCAGCUACCACCUAUGGUGAGAGGACACACACGUAUGAACAUACCACAGCUACUGCCCACGCCCAUGUUCUCGAUGACGCCAGGCCUGGCUACCAAUGCCAGUGCAGCAGCAGCAGCUGCAGCCGCAGCCUUUAAUCCCUACCUGAGCCCUGUGUCACCAGGCCUGAUGCCCCAGGAGAUCAUGCCCAGCACCCCUGUCCUCAUGGCCUCCAGCCCCACCGUCAGCCAAGUCCCGAACGCUGCCGCUGCUGCGGCCCAGAAACUGCUGAGAACAGAUAGACUUGAGGUGUGUCGGGAAUAUCAGAGGGGCAACUGUUCUCGGGGGGAGAACGACUGUCGCUUCGCCCACCCCGCAGACAGCACCAUGAUAGACACCAACGACAACACCGUCACCGUGUGCAUGGACUACAUCAAGGGUCGAUGCUCUCGGGAAAAGUGCAAGUACUUCCACCCGCCAGCCCAUCUGCAGGCCAAAAUUAAGGCAGCCCAGCACCAGGUGAACCAGGCCACAGCCGCCGCGGCCAUGACUCAGUCGGCUGUCAAAUCACUGAAGCGACCCCUCGACGCAACCUUUGACCUGGGCAUCGCCCCUAGUGUCAUGGCUCCCCUGCCCAAGCGGGCAGCCCUGGAGAAGGCCAACGGGGCCUCUGCCGUGUUUAACACCGGCAUGCUCCAGUACCAACAGGCCCUGGCCAGCAUGCAGUUUCAGCAACAGGCUGCUUUCCUCCCAUCAGGCUCAAUAUUGUGCAUGACACCUGCAGCCAGCGUUGUUCCCAUGAUGCACGGUGGUACUCCAGCCACUGUGUCUGCAGCCACCACAUCUGCCACAAGCCCCUUCGCAACUGCCUCCACCAAUCAGGACUCUUCCUUAUCAAAGUUGACUACCAACGAAUACAUGCAAUUGAUUCCAAUAAUAUCUGCAGAUCAUCUGAGUAGUCACAAGUACUUGACUCAAAUGUAGUUCCUCUCAAGAACAAUCAAAUGAAUGUGUGCUGGCACCGUCCAAGCCAAAAGAGUUCAGCCUUUAUGUACAUAACCUUCAGAAUGUCAAGCAAUGGGACAACAAGGAGGGUCUGCCAUCUCUUAGCCGGUCCACGACGAUGGUCUCAUCACACGUGUAAACAUCAAGGGUGCAACACAUGAUCUGUGCCAUCUCCCCACAUAUCAACGUCAAGAGGGAUUUGUUGUCAAAUUCAACGUCCAGCUGAGAGAGGAGGAUAUCUUGGUGCCGGGGUCAGUGUGUCUCUCCCUCUGCGGGGAAGCGUUCACAUAACACCUCUGUGUCUGACUAAAUCAUAGCACUCAAUUUGUUCUAAUUAUUAUCAUUACCGCACGCACAGAAGGUCAAGAGCGUGGUUGCAUAAUAGCAACAUCCAGUGCUGGUACGUUGUUAGACCAAGAUCUGUCUUUCCUUUUUUAUUUGUUCUGCUUUAUUUUGUUUUUAAUUGAUAGCCAUAUUUCAUAGUUUACAAGUGUAAUGCAAACACGCACCUUGAAUUUGAAUUGAAAUCUGAAAGGCACAAUGAUUUUAACAGGAAUUUUAUUCGCCAAAAGAAUAAGGCAUGUACAGUAUUGUGUUUUGGUUUUUUUUUUUUUUUUUUACGGCUACUAGUGAAACUAGAUGUUGAAAUGAGGGUCUUGGACAUAUGAAUGUUCUGGGUAAACCAACAUACCUGUGUACCUUGAAAGCACAGCCAGGCUAGCUUUUCUCACCUUGUCAUGUGCCAUCAAGGCCAUACAGCUAAAACCAGAGUGUUAUCUCAGCAGUGUUAUUUGUUUACCGAAGGUAAAGGUUUUGUAUGGCUCUUUUUGUAUUGUUUUGGUUUCAGAAUCUCCAUUGUGAGUGUUUUGUUUUGAUUUGUUUUUUUUUUACUUUUCUCUAAUUAAUCAGUUUUAGAAGUGGGGUUCUUGCCAAAUUUUUGUUUUUAAUUUUGUUUGUUUUUUCUUUUCAAAUCAAAAAUGGAGGGUUUUUUCUAAAGUUUGUCAUACCUCUUCUCGUAGACUAGUGUUGUUUGUGUUUUGGGAUUAAGUUGUUGCUCAAGUCCAUUGACUCUAAAGCCUGGUGAAGUAGAGGGUGUAGCUUCAAUUGACAUUGCGUUACCUUGUUCUCCAUCUUUUAAAGAGGAGCGACUCUAAAACUGUGUCUCCAAGAAGCACUGUUGAGCCAUGUAUCGAUGGGAAUUUAAAAACAACAGGCCCAAAGGUCUAUUAGGUCAUUGAAAACCACAUGUGCACUUGAAUGAUUGUCUGUCUGGUCACCCUGUUUUAAUUUCAUCCUGAGUGAACUUUCGCUUUUGAGGCAAUGCGACAUGUUGUGUGUUUGUGUUUCCAAGCAAAGCGCGAAGGUUCUCAUUCACUUGUAGAUCUGACUACAGAAACCAAAGCACAGUUUUCCUCUCAAUCAUCUUCACAAAGGGUUACAGAAGCAUCUCCCACGAGGCUUAACUAAGGAAACAUGUUUAUUACCUUUCAUUCAUCUGUCAAUUUUAUGAUCACAUCCCUUUUGUGUUCUCACAGAGGUGUGUAGUGUGUCUUUACCGAUUGUAAUGUACCUAAAGAAGCCUUAGAUUACAAUUAAUGGGUCCCAGCCCAAUCAAAUGUACUUUCAAUCACCAUGCAGGUAAAGAACACCAAUGAUGUUUUAUAGUUCUCUCACAUGCCGCUUAUGAUCUUUUUAUGUUCUUUCUCUCUAUGUAAAAGUAACAAUUACUCUCUUAAAUUUCAUUGAACUUCUGUGUUAUGUACUACUUAAGGAUUUGAAUCUAUUUGAGGUAUGUAGUUGUAGAUUUUUCUUUUUUUUUGCCUUACUAUAUAUUACUUGACAACAUUGAUAUAGCCGUUGUAGAUUUUGAGGUAAUAUGACAUUCAUAACUUUUUCAAACCAUAUAAAUGAUAAUGUGUUGAGUCAGUUUUAAAUAUUCACUUCAUUCAUAUAGCUGGAUGUCUUUUUUCAGAUGAUGUUACAUUAUCAGUUAAUUUUGUUGAUGAAAGACUUUUUUGAUACAAGGAAUGAGAUCAAUUAAUUUGCUGCCACUGCGGCAUCUCUGAGCAGACAAACAGAAAAACUAAUGUUUUAACCAACUUAAAAUUUUCCUUGUAACAUGUCGAGAUCAUGUUUGAAAAUAUAUUGUAUCGAGAUAUAGAUUGUCCAUGUUUUAGAGUAAAAAUUAUUUUCUACUGUAUUCAUUUCAAAAAAAAAAAAAGAUAUGUACUUUUGUUUGAAUAUUUCUUAAGUUUGCCCUGAAUGUCAGGCCAAAACGAGCAGUGAGAUUGACGGGUCUUUGGAUGUUUGGUGGAUAGUAGUGAGAUUAGGAGCGAGAAAGCGAAGACUUCUCCAGACUGGAGAGGUCCGAAAUGCUGCAGAUGAUGAGUUCUAACCUAAGGGACGAAGGUUGACUUUUUGCACUUCUGUAUAUAGUCAAAUGAACAGAGAAAAAAAUGUGUAUCAUAUUGAGAUAUUAUUUUGAAUAAAAAAAGAUCUAUAAUUAUAAGGAAUUUUGUUAGAUUAAUUUAAAUUCUUAAAUUAGAAGACCAGCUAAAAAAAUUGCUUGCAAAGAAGGGCACUAGUUUCUUGGCCAAUGCAUUCAGAGAAAGCUAUGCGCUUUUUGUCUUAUUUUAUCAGUGGCUAGUAUUGCCAGGGAAUGUCGUUGGGGAAUAGAUAUCCCCGUGUCAUGCUAACUCCACCCCUCCUGUGGGAUGACAUAUCCAAUAAUAUCCAUAUAUCAUUUGUUAGACUUGGUCAUGCAGUAUUGCUGCUCCCAUGGUACAUAAAACUUUCAAAAAAUUUGUCUUCUAUUAUAGUUUGAUUUGACUGCAUGUAAAAGUACAAACAUGUAAACAAAAUAAACUGCGUAGUUAUGUAAAGAACGAUAACACAUUCAGAUUACAGAAUACACAGUGAGAUAUGUUUUUUAUUUCAAAUACAGUAGAUAACAUCCACAGUGGGGAGAAAUAAUACUUCAAAAACAAGUCAUCUUACUCUUGUGUGAUAAAAAAAAUAUUUUCCAAGCAAACAUGUUAUUUAUAGAAUGAUCAAAUAUUAGCACUCAUCCACCCCAGAUACUUUCUCAUAGCCAUAUAAUUACAGUCGACACUGACUCACGGAAAGUUGUUCCUGCUAUCAUAGCUGUGCACUCAGCAGGUGAAGGCUCACCACACCAAAUGCAUAUUUGGCAAAUUAGUCUUUGACAUGAAUGUAACAGUCAAACUGGUCAACGUGUUUUUGACUCGCGGCUGCUGUGUUUAGUUGCUACAGAACCAAAGCACCAUUUUCUCCAAACCAGAUGUUCAGUCUCCUGGCUGGAGCCAUGGUUUCUCUUCCCUGCUGGGGGCACAUGUAACGCUUUGACUGCUUUUUACUUGUAAGUGCAACCACCAGUUAUGUAUUUGCUAACAGUUGCCACACAAUAAUGUACUAUUCUGUCUUCAGAUUUGUUUAUGCACAUUUUAUUGUUGCCAUAAUUGACUCUGAAUCUGAAUCUGAAAUCUGAAUAAAACAAUAUUUGAUUUGCUCAUGCAA